Molecule: messenger RNA, 852 nt
Organism: Sordaria macrospora k-hell
Lineage: Eukaryota; Fungi; Ascomycota; Sordariomycetes; Sordariales; Sordariaceae
Source: RefSeq, a predicted model, not a curated record
AUGCUUGUCAAGUCCUUCACUGCUCUGGCGGCUCUCGCCCUCGCCGCUCAGGCCGUCGCCGAGCCCAUCAUCCGCACCCCGUACAGGGCCAACAAGGUUCACAAGACCUCGGUCCGUCAGCUGUUCGGCGUCGUCCGCCGCCAGGACAACCCCGGAUACCAGCCCGAGCAGACCGUCUGCGGUUCCGGCAACACCUGCUCCGAGGCUUGCGGUGCUGGUUUCGAGACUUGCGCCUCCAAGGACGACUCUGUCCACUGCUACAACCCCGCCGCCGCUCAGAUCUGCUGCCCUAAUGCUUCUGGAAGCUCGUGCGAUGCUGGCUACUACUGCGCUGCCGAUAAUGAGAAGGAGACCUGGUGCUGCCCCGAAGGCAUGGGCCUUGAGGAGUGCGCCGCCGCCUACGGUGUCGAAUCCGGCCUUGUCUCCCAGACCGCCGAGGCCAUCUCUUCUACCUCCACCUCUACCAGUACCAGCUCGACCUCCUCGGUUGCCACCUCCACCUCCUCGGUCGCCACCUCCACCUCGACUUCCAGCACUGUCGUGAGCACCACUACUACCAGCAGCGUCGUUGUUACCACGACCAGCACCUCCUCGUCCGUCAUUCCUCUCUCGACUCUCUCAGUCGCUCUGAACACCACCUCGUCUGCUGCCGCCAUCACCAUCCCCGUUGUGUCCUCUUCCUCUAUCGUCCUCAUCCCCACUGGCGGCGCACCUUCUGGUGCUAACAGCACUUCCGUCGUGGUUGUUUCUCCCCAGCCCACGCAGUCGGAGAUUGCCACUGGCGCUGGCAGCGUUGCCAAGCCCGCCGGUGCCUUCCUCCUGGUUGCUGCCGGUCUCGCCGCCCUUCUCUAA